GCGUACUUGUUCUCCUUCCUCUAUAUAUAUCCCCAUGCAUUUUCCAUCUGUAAAAUCCACACCGCACUUACCUCUAGCUCUCUCCAACUCCCACUUCAAAAAGCACAUACUCUAAUCUCAAUCUUCAAACACGAUCGAAAAUGGCGUGGCUGGUUUCGUUGAGGAUUCUGUUAAUUUCGACCGGCGUUGUGGCUUUGGCUUUGGCCAUGAAGCUCUACGUUCCUUUAGUGUUUGAGUUCGCCGUCUCAAACCUUCCUCUGAUCUGGACCUCAUGCAAGUCCUUGCUCAGGCCGCCGUAUCUCUACGUCGUCGUCAACGCCAUCAUCAUCACCAUAGCUGCCUCCUCAAUGUUCCACCACGACCGGCCUCAGGCAAAGCUUCCUUCGUCAGAGUCUGAAUCAACUCCACCUCCGGUUGUAUACCACCACAGAGAAGAUGAAGUGGAGCCAGCGGUGGUGUACAAGCAUAUACAAGAGGACGUGGCGCCACCGGUGGUGUACGAGCGCAGAGAACAGGAUGUGGCGGCGCCACCGGUUGUGUACGACCACAAAGAGGAGGCUGUGGUUAAGGAGGUGACAUCUAUGGUACUAUUCAACAACGACUCUGCAGAGCCUGUGGCUGAGGUUGAUCAUGAUCCUGAGGAUGAGAUCGAGGUCUCGGGAGCCAAGUGGAUGACCCCUAAGAAUGUUACGAAAUUUGAUGAUAUUGUUCUGCUGGCGGAGAAGCCUCUAAUCUCUUCAAGAUUCAGUCACCGGAAACUGGCUAGAUCCACCCCUGAAGGUGGGAGGCCGUUACGAGUGUCCAAGGCGCCAAAACGGCACGACACACUGGAGAAUACGUGGAAGACGAUAACGGAGGGCCGUUCGAUUCCGCUGAGCCGGCACAUGAAGAAGAGUGACACGUGGGAUCAUCACGGCCGUGGAGGAGGAGGAGGAGGAGUCAACGGUGGAGUUGAGGUGGACGAGGAGACGUCACAGGCAGUGCACAAGUCAAAGACGUUCAAGGACUUGACAAACCAGCAGAAGGUGGUGACCAUGGCAGCUGUGAAUUCGUCGUCGCCGGCGGCGAUUAAGCUGAGGAAAGAGCCGUCGCUGAGUCAGGACGAGUUGAACCGAAAAGUGGAGGCGUUUAUACACAAGUUCAAUGAAGACAUGAGGUUGCAGAGGCAGGAGUCGUUGAAUCAGUUCAUGGAGAUGAACAACCGUGGAAGCAAUUAGACAAGUUCCACACUGGUGGUCUAUAUAUAUGCACCAAUGUUAAUUUUUCCAAUUUAGGCACAGGUAGUGAUUUUUCACUUUCCUUGAAUUUUAAGUUUGUCACAGGAAAGAAAAAAAAAAGGUUAGGGCUUAGGUUGAAGAUACAAAAUUAGAGCUAGCUAGCUAGUUAAAAUUUUUGGAUUGGUUCUUGAGUCAAAGAAAAGAAAAUACAUACAUGUCAGUCUGUACGUAUCUAGUCUGUAAUGUAAAGCCAGUUAAUUACUGCCUUGUUGAUAUAUUGUACAUUAAGAACAAAAGCUCAAAUGAUAUUUGUACAAGUUUUUUGUUGUA
Molecule: messenger RNA, 1547 nt
Organism: Fragaria vesca subsp. vesca
Lineage: Eukaryota; Viridiplantae; Streptophyta; Magnoliopsida; Rosales; Rosaceae
Exons: 2
Coding region: 141-1217 (358 amino acids)
Source: RefSeq, a predicted model, not a curated record